AUGAGAGAUGGUAGUUUACUGUCUGUUUUCGGCAACGAAGCGCCACAUCAGUCGACAAUUUCCCGAUGGUAUGGAGAAUUCAAACGGCAGUCACCCAGGAAAACAAAAUUAGUUUCUCGUUGGAUACCCGACCUGUUGACUGAGAAAGCAGCCAGGGUUAAUUGGUGUCAAAAAACGCUUGACCGUGAAGAAAAGCCAACAAAAGUCAUCCGUUUUCGAAGUGUUUCGAAAAAGGUGCAAAGAACUGUUACUGCGGAUUGGUAUGCCAUCACUUAUUUGCCAAAAGUCAUCACCGAUCUUCGAAAAAUCAACCCCGAAAGGAGAAUCAUCCUCCACCAAGAUAAUGCAAGCUCGCCCACAGCCCAAAAAACAAGGCAGUAUUUAACGGAUGGAAACGUGGAAUUAUUGGACCAUCCUCCAUAUAGUCCCGAUCUAAGUCCUAACGAUUUCUUCACUUUCCGGAAAAUUAAAAACAGACUGCGUGGUCAAAGGUUCCAGCCACCAGAAGAAGCAGUUGACGCAUUCAAAAAUGCCUGGUGCAGACAAAGGUCACUCUGGGAUCAGGAAUGGAACAGUAUUGUCUUUAGUGACGAGUCUCGAUUUUGUUUAGGCAUGCACGAUGGUCGUGCCAGGGUUAGAAGGCGACGUGGUGAAAGGAGGAAUCCACAGUCUUUUGUUGAAAGACAUGUUCAUCACACUGUUGGAGUUAUGGUUUGGGGUGCUAUAGCUUAUGGUUCCAGGUCACCUUUAAUCUUCAUCAGAGGUAACAUGAACGCGCAGCGUUAUAUCCACGAAGUUCUAGAACCCCAUCUUUUACCCUAUCUUGACACCCUGGCAGAUCCAACUUUCCAACAAGAUAAUGCCCGACCACAUGUUGCAAGAGUCACAAUAGACUUCUUUCAACAAAAUGAUGUCACAUUGUUACCAUGGCCACCAAUAUCUCCCGACUUAUCCCCAAUUGAGCACGUGUGGGAUAUGAUGGGUAGGAGAUUGCUCAAUUUGCAACGUCCUCCUCAGACUCUAGAAGCACUUCGAGAGGAGUUGGUGGUUGCCUGGAAUGAGAUACCACAGGAGGACAUUGGCCACCUGAUCAGAAGCAUGCCUAGGUGCGUUGGAGAAUGCAUAGCACAUCAGGGUGCAUCCACACAUUAUUAA
Messenger RNA from Acanthoscelides obtectus, 1155 nucleotides. The record is from the annotation of a GenBank genome assembly. NCBI's taxonomy places the organism in Eukaryota, Metazoa, Arthropoda, Insecta, Coleoptera, Chrysomelidae.